CAUUUUAUCCUCAAGGUGUCCUCCCAGGAAAUGGCACCAAUGAAGUGGAUAAUUUGUAAAUCCCAAAGAGCGAAGGGUAUGUUUGUUUGUCAGAGCCUUGUGGGGUUAGAAAGUCCAGAGCUCCGUAGCUAAGGCGGAGCAUGGCAUGCGAAAUGCCAGGGUCAAAACUGAUGUAUAAUGCAUAUGUGAGAUGGAUGGAGUUUCACAGUGAUGAAUGGGAGGUGGGUUUUUAGAUGGGGGGACACGCACGACUUGUGACAUUGUAAAGGUCACACAUUGUCAGUUGAUACUUGUUAGCAAAUAACAUGCUGUCGGGUUGCUGAAGCUCCACAGGUCUGAAAUUAGCUGUCCUCUUUGAGGUCUAACCUCAGUGUGAUGCGGCCGGUGACGAAAAAUGUGCACUUGAACAUUGGGGAUCCCCAGGGAGGUGUUGUCAAGACAAUCUCUUGUUGCUAUGGAAACAUGAGUGCAACAGGAAGCUGCAAAGUGGCCAGCAACACCCCAUGGAAGAGCUUCAGUCGUACGCUGAGGGACAGCCCAUCUUCAAGGGUAACCAGCAGCCCUACAAUGGCAGCAUGUCAGAUAAAAGGAGCAGCAGCGGGUAUGACAUUGGAGAAUUGGCUACAUCUUCCCUGCUGGGACUGCUGGCCACUAUUAAAGACCACAUCACUAAGCCCACAGCGAUGGCCCAGGGCCGAGUUGCCCACCUGAUCGAGUGGAAGAGCUGGGGAGGGGAGACGACGUCUAGAGGGAGCUGGUGUGGCUGGACUAAAGAUGGCGGAGGAUGGGGAGGUGUGGGAGCCGCACUGCAGGAGGACGAGCAGCUCUACUCCCACCUCACUGAUGAAAUCAAAGAAGCACGAUUUGCCGCGGGUGUGGCGGAGCAGUUUGCUCUGGCUGAGGCAGCGAUGAAUGCCUGGUCCACACAGGACAUUGAAAAUCAAGUCACAGCCGGCACAAUCCCAUUACAAGACCCCGAGGGCCUCUAUCUCUCUCAGUUCCUGUUGGAUGGAGGGAGUCUGGGUGUUCCUCAGCACCUGUACAGAAUGCACAUGGAAGUUGAUGACACCAGCUCCCUGGCGCCUUCUCAUCCUCCUCAGUCUCAUUCCCCCAGUCAUUCUCAUUCUCCGUUGGACACGCAGCGUCCGCCGCAGGAGCAGAGGAUCUCGCCGUCGGAAGGGUCCGUGCGACACGCAGACAGCAUCUCCCUGUCGGAGGAUGAGGUUUUUUAUAACUGAAAUUUUGAUGACACAGCGGAACUAUGUCUAUUCUUUGUAUUCACUGAUGUGGGAGAGACACGUAUGAGGUUACGUCUGGGGUUAUCGCUUUACCGUUAAAGUAUGUAAUACCCACAGCUGAGCCUCUUCGACGAGCAAAGAACGCAGGGAUCGUUGUUCAUGUGGACAUGUCCAUAUCACAUUGCCUUUUUGCAAAUGAAAGCCUCUGCGUUUGCGGUAAUGAUGUUAGAGAUUGGAUUGUAAGUUAAUGGGGUCACACCAAUUAUGUCUACAGGAAGGUAAAAAGUCAUCACACAUGAAUGCUUCUAAAAUUAUACAUUGACAGAGGGGUGAACAAGACCAUAAUGCCCUUUCACCUUUAACAGAGUGUUUGUAGAUAUUUGCAGCAGCCUUUCACCAUCAAAAAGAAGCUGAGGCCUUUUAGCACUAUAGACUGAAGAAAGAGCCAAAAUAAAACACGCUUUCAUCUCCACAGACAUUUUUUCUGGUGCAUUUCCACUAAGAAUGGCUCAAUGGGACUACAGUGUGAAUAGGAUCCUUUUGUGAGGAUUCUGGAGGUUGAAAGUGACUUGUUGACCUUUGAGCAAACACGCAAUCAUUACUUGGGACAGUGAGGUGGUGAUUUUAGAGAUAUUUCAUAUUGCUAAAUGUUUCCAUGGGGAUUUUGAGUAUAAAACAUCUAACGCACCAAAUGACUAGAUGUAUCCUUAAAGCUGAAGUGUGUAAUUUUACUAUCCUCAUCAAAUAAAAAUUCUAAAAUAUU
Megalobrama amblycephala (Wuchang bream) is the source of this 2001-nucleotide messenger RNA. RefSeq names its product family with sequence similarity 131 member C (gene fam131c). Lineage: Eukaryota; Metazoa; Chordata; Actinopteri; Cypriniformes; Xenocyprididae. The record is from RefSeq and is a predicted model, not a curated record. The coding region runs from base 504 to 1238 and encodes 244 amino acids. The transcript is spliced from 6 exons.